GAUGGGUUUCUCCAAUCUGUUUCUGGUGCAAUGUGGCGGUCCCGAUCACCAGAUGACUCCAUUUCUCAUGCUAAUGGGAAAACGUUGAGCGAGGCAGCAUCUAGAGAACCUGAAUCACCUUUACCAGUCCAAGAUAAACCCCCGGAACAAGUUACAAUGCCUAAACCAGAAGCUAGAGAGGAAACUAAACCUGAACAUCAGGCGAAACCCAAGAAGCCCCAUCAUAUGAAGAGGGUGUCUAGUGCAGGGCUUAGGACAGAGUCCGUGUUGCAAACAAAAACUGGAAACUUUAAGGAAUUCUAUGCUCUUGGAAGGAAACUAGGACAAGGACAAUUUGGUACAACAUUUUUAUGUGUGGAGAAGGAAACAGGAAAAAGUUAUGCUUGCAAGUCAAUUGCAAAGAGAAAGUUGUUAACUGACGAGGAUGUGGAAGAUGUGAGGAGGGAGAUUCAAAUUAUGCACCACUUGGCAGGAAAUCCAAAUGUUAUAUCCAUUAAAGGGGCUUAUGAGGAUGUGGUGGCAGUCCAUGUUGUUAUGGAACUAUGCGCUGGUGGUGAGCUCUUUGAUAGGAUAGUUCAGCGUGGACAUUAUACAGAAAGGAAGGCAGCUGAGCUUACCAGAACCAUAGUUGGGGUUGUGGAGGCCUGCCAUUCUCUGGGGGUUAUGCAUCGCGACCUUAAGCCUGAGAAUUUUCUUUUUGUGGGGCCGGAGGAGGAUUCACUUCUCAAGACAAUCGACUUUGGAUUAUCUAUAUUCUUUAAACCAGGUGAAAGAUUUACUGAUGUAGUUGGCAGCCCUUAUUAUGUUGCUCCUGAGGUUCUGCGAAAGCGUUAUGGUCCUGAAGCAGAUGUUUGGAGUGCUGGAGUGAUUCUUUACAUUCUGUUAAGUGGAGUUCCUCCCUUUUGGGCUGAAACCGAGCAAGGGAUAUUUGAACAGGUCCUGCAUGGUGAUCUUGACUUUGAUUCCGACCCUUGGCCUGCUAUCUCUGACAGUGCAAAGGAUUUAGUUAGGAGAAUGCUUGUUCGAGACCCUAGAAUGCGGUUGACUGCACAUCAAGUUUUAUGCCAUCCUUGGGUUCAAGUUGAUGGUGUAGCUCCUGACAAGCCUCUGGAUUCUGCUGUACUCAGUCGCAUGAAGCAAUUCUCUGCUAUGAACAAGUUGAAGAAAAUGGCUCUUAGGGUCAUUGCAGAAAGCUUAUCUAACGAAGAAAUAGCUGGCUUGAAAGAGAUGUUCAAGAUGAUAGAUGCUGACAAUAGUGGUCAGAUUACUUUCGAGGAACUUAAAGCGGGACUAAAAAGAGUUGGAGCUAAUCUUAAAGAAUCUGAAAUUUAUGACCUAAUGCAAGCUGCUGACGUUGAUAAUAGUGGAACUAUUGACUAUGGGGAGUUUGUUGCUGCUACGUUGCAUCUUAAUAAAAUAGAGAGAGAAGACCAUCUAUUUGCAGCUUUCUCCUAUUUUGACAAGGAUGGGAGUGGCUAUAUUACUCCAGAUGAGCUUCAACAAGCUUGUGAGGAGUUUGGCAUAGAAGAUGUUCGCUUGGAAGAAAUGAUACGGGAAGUUGAUCAAGACAAUGAUGGGCGGAUUGACUACAAUGAAUUUGUGGCCAUGAUGCAGAAAGGAAAUGUAGUUGCCCCAGCCGCAGGUAAGGCUCUGCAGAAUAGUUUUAGCAUUGCCUUUAGAGAUGGUUUAAAACAUUAGUUGUGUAGGCAGAUAUGAGAUUCUCCUUGUUAAUUCUUUGAGGGAUUUAUAGGAAUGUAUAGUAAAGAGUGCAACUGUUCAUCUCUGAAGCUGCCAAACCAGUGAAACAUGAAGCCACACAAUUUGUUUAGGUUUCAUUUUUCUUCUCUCUUUCCCCCCCCCACCUUUGUUUUUUUGUCUCUAUGGAUUUUGCAUAUAAAGUCCACCUUGUUGUCACAUUCAUGAAUUAAUUUAUCUCUUAUUUAUUGAGGACAA
This is a messenger RNA of Carica papaya (papaya), 1953 nucleotides long. Its product is annotated as calcium-dependent protein kinase 1. Lineage: Eukaryota; Viridiplantae; Streptophyta; Magnoliopsida; Brassicales; Caricaceae. The record is from RefSeq and is a predicted model, not a curated record. Gene Ontology annotation, biological process: protein phosphorylation. Gene Ontology annotation, molecular function: protein kinase activity; ATP binding; calcium ion binding.